Molecule: messenger RNA, 2076 nt
Organism: Anastrepha obliqua
Lineage: Eukaryota; Metazoa; Arthropoda; Insecta; Diptera; Tephritidae
Product: homeobox protein B-H2-like
Exons: 5
Coding region: 177-1718 (513 amino acids)
Biological process (GO): regulation of transcription by RNA polymerase II
Cellular component (GO): nucleus
Molecular function (GO): RNA polymerase II transcription regulatory region sequence-specific DNA binding; DNA-binding transcription factor activity, RNA polymerase II-specific
Source: RefSeq, a predicted model, not a curated record
CGAUGAGUGGUUAGUGUUUUUCAAUGGUUUUAAUAAAUAUAUAUAUAUAUAUUUAAAAGCAAAUAUACACAUAACAUGUAUGUACGUGUAUGAGGAGUGGAGAAAACAGUUAUAAAAUUUCAAGUAAUAAAUUUCCAAGUUAUCCGGAAAAUAAUUUCUGUGCAAUCGAAUAAUCAAUGACAACAAUGCCACCCGAAAUGUCCACUACAUCAACGCCAACUCCUAUACCUCUACCAAGUACCAAUAAAAUGCAGUGCGAUUCGCUCUCGCUACAACAAUCAUCGCGGUCCCGUUUUAUGAUAACAGACAUUUUAGCCGGUAGCGCAGCAGCUGCGGCGGCUGUCUUCCGAACUGAAGCCAAUACCGAGUCUGCAGCGAAACUAAUAAAUAGCAGCAUUCAAAGCUCCAAGAAUAUAAACAAAAAUGGUGGUUCGCAUAGUACUAUUCAGCACUAUUUACAACAGCAGAAUCAACAUUGGAUUAAACAGCAGCAGUCGUAUUUCACAGGUUUAACAUCGCAUCAACAACAUCUAUCACAUAAAGACAAUGCAUUGAGACCGAAGGAUAGUCAGGGUCAACAACAAACAUCAUUAGCAACACGUGCUUUUAGGUCCCACCUUCACGCACCUGCCGUCAUUGGCGGUAUGACAAAUAACAUAAAUGUGACCCAACCGACACGAUACGCAACUUUACAUCAAAUGCAUCAACCCCAUAAUAACCUAAGCGGUGAAGCUGCCACCGACAAGGAGUGUGAAGGAGCUAUUGAUUGCGGAAUAUACCAGGAUGACCGUUCGCGAUCACCGCCACGUGCCACUCAAAUUAGAUCACAUGAUUUUAGUAUGCAAAAUGAUAAUGGAAAGACCACAGGGGCAAAUGGCUUUAGUGGGGGCAGUAUUAGUGGCGAUCAAGCCAGUACUAUUGACGACAGCGAGAGUGACACUUGUGGUGGCAAAGAUGAAGACGAAUACAGCUGCAAAAGCGAAGGUCUAUUGAGUCUAUCAAAAAAACAACGAAAAGCACGCACUGCAUUUACCGACCAUCAACUUCAGACUCUGGAAAAGUCAUUUGAACGUCAAAAGUAUUUGAGUGUACAAGACCGAAUGGAGUUGGCCAACAAAUUGGAGUUGAGCGAUUGCCAGGUGAAGACCUGGUAUCAAAAUCGCAGAACCAAGUGGAAACGGCAAACUGCUGUUGGAUUGGAGUUACUUGCUGAAGCGGGGAAUUACGCCGCUUUCCAGCGUCUCUAUGGAAACUCUCCUUAUCUGAGUCCUUGGCCAUAUGCAACUCAAACGGCUCAUGCCACGUCCGCUAACGCUAUUGACUUGUAUUAUCGUCAAGCGGCUGCUGCUGCUGUGCUCCAAAAGCCAAUAUCUUAUGGAAUGUAUACGAGCGUACAACCUUUGAACGGUUUAUCGUCAAUACCUGUGCCAUUUGCACAGAUUAAUGAUUCUAAUUCUCUUUCCUCGCUUAAUAAUUAUUAUCACACAUCAGCCAUUGCACAUCCUCCGAACAACAACCACCUUUCUUUUGCACAUUCAUCCAGCCAACAACAAAUUAGGGACUUAGAGUUGAACCGCAGAAGCGUCGAUAUCGGUGAUUUCUCAACGAGUCCUCAAUUGGAUCCGGGAAGUCCACCGGAGCAUAUGGAACAAACAGAAAAAGUGUCUCAAUUCAUUCAUGAUAACAAUGACAUUGAUGAUGACGCUAUUGAGGUGUGAAAUACUUGAAGAAUGCACGUUGAAGCUAGUGGCAAGUAGUUUCGCUUAAGUGCGCGACAUAACAUAUAAGCGGCUGAAUGCAGCUUCGUAUAAAAUGUCGCCAAUGGAGUAUGAAAUCAAAACAAAGUUUUGCUUUGGGUUCAGGCAAAGAAGCCGUACGUGCCUUGAUGAGAAUCGAUAAAGUUCGCAGUUGGAGUAGUGCAGAAAUAGGCAAUCGUAUGCGGUUUUGAGAACUUCGUAUGCUGUUGAAAACUUCCUGCUUUACAGACAUAACUAUGCGUUUGGAACUCAGCUUUCUGGCACCAAAAAAUCAUAUAUGGUUAUGUAUUUGCAUUUCAGUUUGAUAAAUUUAUAUAAA